Molecule: messenger RNA, 2381 nt
Organism: Brachypodium distachyon (stiff brome)
Lineage: Eukaryota; Viridiplantae; Streptophyta; Magnoliopsida; Poales; Poaceae
Product: leucine aminopeptidase 2, chloroplastic
Exons: 10
Coding region: 242-1942 (566 amino acids)
Biological process (GO): proteolysis
Cellular component (GO): cytoplasm
Molecular function (GO): manganese ion binding; metalloaminopeptidase activity
Source: RefSeq, a predicted model, not a curated record
GGUACAAAAUAGGUACACUGGUAGCACUGGGACACGGCUCACUCCCUGAUUUGCAGCCAUGGCGUGGCGUUGAAAAAACCAGGACGACGGGGAACGUCGGGUGUCUCGUCGGAUCGACUCCGGGAGACUAUGGGGGGCGGCUGACGCAAUAGGCGUGCGCGUCGCAGUCGACGGCCGGCGGGCGACGCCAACUGCGUCCACGAUUGGUACAGCAUAUAUACCUCGCCUGCGCCUCUCCCCCAUGGCGUCCGCCGCCAUCCUCGUGGCGACUGCUGCGCCAACCGGCCGUCGUUCGCCACUCCCCUCCUCCGACAGCCCUUCGGGCCCGCGCCCAGAUGGCACACACCGCCGCCGCCACGCUCGGCCUCACCAAGCCCAACGCCAUCGAGCCGCUCCAGCUUGUGCGCUCCUCCUGUUCUUGCAGGUCACUUUCGCGGCCACAGACAUCGAAUCGUCCGAAUGGAAGGGGGAUUUACUCGCCGUCGCGGUCACGGAGAAUGAUCUGUCGAGAGGCCCCGACGCCAGAUUCGAGAACGCCGUCUUGACGAAGCUGGACAGCCAGCUCGGCGGCCUUCUGUCGGAGGCCUCGGCGGAGGAGGAUUUCGCCGGGAAAACCGGACAAGCCGUUGUCCUCCGCCUCCAAGGGCAGGGCUUCAAGCGGCUGGCUCUGAUCGGUCUUGGCCGGAGUGCGCCGUCCACCGCCGCAGCGUGCCGCGCCAUUGGCGAAUCCGUCGCGGCUGCUGCCAAGUCUGCUCAAGCUGGCACCGCUGCUAUUGUUAUUGCCUCUCCCGGAGCGAUUCAGGAAGGGUUUAAGCUCAAUGCCGCCGCAGCAAUUGCUUCUGGAACUGUGCUCGGACUGCAUGUGGACAGCCGAUACAGAUCUGAGCCCAACAAUGUGCAUCUUAAACAUGUAGAUCUUAUUGGGCUGGGAUCUGGUCCUGAGUUGGAACGGAAACUUCAGCAUGCUAAUUAUGUUUCGUCGGGUGUGAUAUUCGGGAAAGAUCUUGUGAAUUCACCUGCAAAUGUCCUUACCCCAGUUGUGCUUGCGGAGGAGGCAUCGAAGAUUGCUUCGACAUACAGUGAUGUAUUCACCGCCACAAUAUUAGAUGCGGAAAGAUGCAAAGAGUUGAAGAUGGGCUCCUAUUUGGGUGUUGCUGCAGCUUCUGCGAAUCCGCCUCGCUUUAUCCACUUGUGCUACAAACCUCCAGGUGGGAAUGUCAAGAGAAAGCUGGCUAUUGUUGGGAAGGGUCUAACUUUUGACAGUGGUGGAUACAACAUUAAGGUUGGAGCAAUUUGCAGUAUUGAACUGAUGAAGUGGGACAUGGGAGGCUCUGCAGCAGUAUUUGGUGCAGCAAAAGCUUUGGGCCAAAUCAAGCCUCCUGGAGUAGAGGUUCACUUUAUUGUUGCUGCCUGUGAGAAUAUGAUUAGCGGUACAGGUAUGAGACCUGGUGACAUUGUUACUGCUUCAAACGGGAUGACAAUUGAGGUAAAUAACACUGAUGCAGAGGGGAGGCUUACACUUGCUGAUGCUUUAGUCUAUGCUUGUAAACAAGGUGUUGACAAGAUUAUUGAUUUGGCAACACUGACUGGCUAUUGCCGUAUUGCACUUGGUCUUAGCAUUGCUGGGAUUUUCACACCAAGUGAUGAACUCGACAAGGAAGUUGCUGCAGCAUCUGAGGUGUCAGGAGAGAAAUUCUGGAGGCUGCCACUGGAAGAAAGCUACUGGGAGUCGAUGAAGUCUAGUGUUGCUGAUAUGGUCAACACCGGUACUCCACAGGGUGGCGCCAUCACUGCUGCACUAUUCCUGAAAAAGUUUGUUGAUGAGAAGGUUCAGUGGAUGCACAUUGACAUUGCUGGGCCGGUAUGGAGCCACAAGAACCGGUCAGCCACUGGAUUCGGCGUCUCCACCAUGGUGGAGUGGGUUCUCAAGAACUCAUCCUGAAUAAACCCUUCCUUGCCUCCCAAAGAUGAAAACCACGCAAGGGGAGGGAUGAGAUUGUCUGGUCUUCUCUUGUAGCAGGGAAGAGGAUUUCACAAGCGGCAAUUUUUACCAUAUGAAGUUGCGCUAUAGAAUAAGUGAUCCAAUGCUAGAAAAUACCGUAUGUCCAUGUUCAUCUCCACCAAUGUAUCAUACGCACACAUUCAGGCUUGUUAGCCAGUGCGGGUUUCCAAUCUUUUAGCUAUUUUCACAAAAUUGCUACCAAGAAAACACAGGCAUGUGAUUUUCUUUUGGCAGGGUCACAAAAGGUUUUGGGCAAUCUAAGAAUCUAUCAUGGAUCUCAUGGAGGGUACCAUUGUGUUGUUUUUGGUGCACAAAUUGUGGAAGAUUGUGAGCAUUUGUAUUCAGUUGUCAUUUCAGCUAAGAGUUUACUUUUGGAAUC